Ilyonectria robusta is the source of this 1452-nucleotide messenger RNA. RefSeq names its product histidine phosphatase superfamily. Gene Ontology annotation, biological process: dephosphorylation. The transcript has 2 exons. NCBI's taxonomy places the organism in Eukaryota, Fungi, Ascomycota, Sordariomycetes, Hypocreales, Nectriaceae. Bases 1 to 1452 code for a protein of 483 amino acids. The record is from RefSeq and is a predicted model, not a curated record. Gene Ontology annotation, molecular function: phosphatase activity.
AUGUCGCUUUCGCUACUUGCGAUUGUUGGAGGCUUGGCUGCCACAGCUGCUGCGGAGACAAUCCACGGCGCCGUCGUCUUCAGCCGUCAUGGUGAUCGUACGACAAAGUGGUAUGGGGCGCAGUCUUUGACAAGCCUCGGUGCAGAGCAGAACUACCAAGUCGGUAGCGAGUAUCGCAGCCGUUACUUGGAGGCUGACUCGCCCAACCAAAUCCUUGGCAUCUCCGAGGACAAAUAUGUCUCUUCGCAACUCUUCGCCAGUGCUCCAGACCAAGGCAUCUUGAUGAAUACCGCCACGGCAUUCCUUCAAGGCUUUUACCCGCCGCUGGGUGAGAUUGCGCCGGAGAUUGCUAGCCAAACCCUCAACAAUGGGACAAACAGCACCAGCCCGAUCGACGGAUACCAGUAUGUUGUCCUUCAUGGAAUCAACGACAACUCUCCCGACACCAUUUGGAUCAAGGGCGACGACAGCUGCCCUGCCUACAGAAAUUCAUCCAAGGCCUUCAUGAAGAGCGAGAUUUUCCAGGAGCGAGUUGAUGCCACUAGCGAUUUCUACGCCGGCUUCUAUGACGUUCUCUCUGACGGCGUCUAUAAUCUGAAACCCGAGAACAUGACAUACGCCAAUGCGUACAACAUCUUUGAUCUCGUGAACGUCGCCCGCAUCCACAAUGCGACCUCUCCCGCCCGCAACGUCUCGGACGAGGACUUGUUUCAGCUCCGCACCCUGUCGGAUUCCGCCGAGCUCGGACUUAACUGGAAUGUCUCGGAGCCCGCCCGCGCCAUCGGCGCUGAAACGCUGUUUGGUGUUGUGCUCACCCAGCUCAACCAGACGGUUGCGACUGAGGGCAAAUUAAAGUUCUCCCUCUUCGCUGGGAGUUACGACACGUUCAUGGCAUUUUUCGGCGUUGCGGAGCUGCUGGAUGUGUCACCCGACUUCCACGGUCUUCCCGACUAUGCCUCCACCAUGGCAUUUGAGCUCUUCAGCGACGACACUGAUGAGUUCCCGUCUGACCCCGAGGCCGACCUUCGUGUGCGCUGGCUAUUCAAGAACGGCACUACCGGAGAGUUGAACACUUAUCCUCUCUUCAGCACAAAUGAGGAUUCACUCCCGUGGUCGCGUUUCGUUACUGAGGUUGAGGAGCGGGCCAUCCUCGACAUCGGCGAUUGGUGUGAGCAAUGCUCGGCUACUGAAGAUUUCUGCGCUGCGUAUCAAGAUGAUGAGAGUGCAGAGACCGAGGAAGAUGAUGACAAUGAUAAGGAAAGCGGCAAGAACGGCGGCAUGUCAAACGCCGUUGCAGGUGUCAUCGGUGCUUUUGUGACACUGGGAGUUGUUGGCAUCGUCGGCGCAGCGGUGUUUUUGAUGAAGAGACGUAAUAAGGCUGAGACCCAUGGUGAGAAGAGCAGCGUAAGAAGUGGAAGCACGGACGCAAAUGCCGCCCCUGAUAACGUCUAA